AUUAAUAAUCAUAAUAAUUUUAUUCAGUAUAUAUAAAGAUGAUUAUGAACCGUUUAACUAAUUCAUAGUUCCGAGCUGUGGGACUUGACUUUUUUUUUGAACAGUUUACCAAAAGUUAAGACUCUCUACUAAAAAAAUGGCUUCUGAACAAUUCCAGUUACCAGAAGAUUUUUUGAUUGGAGUCGGAUCUGGUGCAUAUCAAGUUGAAGGUGCAUGGGACGCUGAUGACAAGGCUCCUAGUAUUUGGGAUAAUUAUUUUCAUAAAAAAAAUAUCGUAGUCUCCAAUCCAGCAGCUGUGAAAUUAUUACCCAAAAAGAAAUGUUCUAAUUUUCACAGAGGAACAGAUGUCCAUACUCAAGAUCCAACUCGUGGUUUCUCAGUCGUCAAUGGAGAUAUUGCUUGUGACUCUUAUAAUAAACUCGAUGAAGAUAUAGAUAAUUUGGUUGAACUCGGAGUAAAUACCUACCGGUUUUCUAUAAGUUGGCCAAGAGUUUUGCCAAAUGCCGAUGACCGAAAAGUAAACAAGGCUGGAAUUAAUUAUUAUGAAACGUUAAUUGAAAAACUUCAUGAGAACAAUAUUACACCAGUGGUAACAAUGUAUCACUGGGAUCUACCGAACAUUCUUCAAGACCUUGGUGGAUGGUCAAAUCCAAACAUUAUUGAAUAUUUUGUAAACUACGCAAGUUUUCUUUUCAGAACAUUUGGCUCAAAAGUAAAACUAUGGAGUACAAUUAAUGAACCCAGAUUCGUAGCUUUGGCUUAUGGUAAUGAGAACAUUGCACCCAGUAUUGGUGAAUUGUUCAACGGUAUCGCUGACUACAUGGCCAUUCGAAAUGUAUUGCUUGCCCACGCAGCAGUUUACAAGUUAUACAAGAAUAAGUACUUUGCCGAACAGCAGGGUGAGAUUAGUUUAUGUUUAGACACAACGGCAUAUUUUCCGGAAAAUCCGGAUCUAAAAGAGGACUGUGAUGCUGUUUCAAAAUCAUUCGAUUGUUCGCUUGGAAUAUUCACUCAACCAUUGAAAAAUGGUACAUUUCCACAAUCAUUGAUAGAUGCUAUCGCUAAGACAGACAAAUAUGAAAACAUAUCUAUAAGGCGUAUCCUAGAAUUUACCGAGAAAGAAAAAGAAGAUCUCAUAGGAUCAUAUGACUUUAUUGCUUUCAAUUAUUAUGAUUCAUUCAAGGUAAGACCAAUGACCGCAAUUGAGUACGAAAAUGAGACAUAUUUACUGAACAAAGAUUUGGGAUUAGUAUCUACACCGAAUUCGGAAAAUUUGAACGAUACUUUUAGAGGAUUUACUCAAGUAGUCGAUUGGCUGGUGGAAAACUUAGAUAAUCCGAAGCUGUUUGUUUCUGAAAAUGGUAUUUUCGAAAAGCCUAAUGUAGAUCAAAGUGAUUUGAAAAUCAAAUAUCAUCGUGGCAUUUUGACGGAACUUGACAAAGCCUUAAAAAAAGGUGUUGUUAUUAAAGGGUAUUGUGUCUGGUCAUUUAUGGAUUCGUUGGAAUGGAUUAGUGGAUAUUUCACCAAAUUGUUUGGUAUAUAUUCAGUAGAUUUCAACGACCCAAACAGACCCCGUUCCAAGAAACCAUCAUUUAAGUUCUUCCAAACACUUUUCAAAACAAAAUCAUUGCCACCUAUCGAGUCUAAUUAAUAAUAUCGCUAUGAAUAAAUGGUUUAUUUUAAAGGGCUUAAAUAGUUGUAGAAAUCUGCAUGUACUUAAAUUUAGAUUUAAAUUAUAGUAGUAUCUGAAAAAAUAAUAUUGUAGUUAACUGAUAAAAAUAUAUUAAAUAUAUAAAUAUGUAUAAUUUAUUA
This is a messenger RNA of Aphis gossypii (cotton aphid), 1812 nucleotides long. Its product is annotated as lactase/phlorizin hydrolase-like. The record is from RefSeq and is a predicted model, not a curated record. Gene Ontology annotation, biological process: carbohydrate metabolic process. Bases 137 to 1651 code for a protein of 504 amino acids. Gene Ontology annotation, molecular function: beta-glucosidase activity. Lineage: Eukaryota; Metazoa; Arthropoda; Insecta; Hemiptera; Aphididae. The transcript has 13 exons.